AUGUCGGACAGCGAAGACGAUUUUGACAUUACCAAGUCUCUAGCCUUGAAUGGUGACGAGUCGGAUUACGAGUCUGCCUCGGACACAGACUCGGAUCUGGAUCAAGCUGGGGAUCUCCAGGACGAAAUUCUGUCUUCUUCUGAUGAAGAGGAUAUGGAAGAGGUCGUCGAUACUAAGAAAGUUGGUCGACAAGUUGCUACUGGUGCUAAUGCCUCGUUUCCAUCUUUAGAAUUAGACAGUGAUGACGACGAUGAAGAAGACGGCAAUGGUAAUAAGAACCAGUCGUCUACAAAGCGCAAGAAGGACGAUGAUUUGAUGGAAUAUUUCGCAGCUCCUAAAGUUAAGAAAGCAUCUACUGGUACUUUUGCCGGUCUUGGUUUGUCCAAGGGUCUGUUGAAUAAUAUUGCCAGAAAAGGUUUUAAAACACCCACUCCUAUUCAGCGAAAGACCAUUCCUUUGGUCCUUGAUGGUAGAGAUGUGGUCGGUAUGGCUAGAACCGGUAGUGGUAAGACUGCCGCUUUCUGUCUGCCCAUGAUUGAAAAGUUAAAAGUGCAUUCUGCUAAAGUUGGUGCUCGUGCUGUUAUUAUGUCUCCCAGUAGAGAAUUAGCGUUACAGACUUUAAAGGUGAUCAAGGAGUUCUCAAAAGGAACCGAUUUGAGAUGUGUCUUGUUGGUAGGUGGUGACAGUUUGGAAGAACAGUUUGGAUAUAUGAUGAGCAAUCCUGAUAUUAUUAUUGCUACUCCUGGUAGAUUUAUGCAUUUGAAGGUGGAAAUGCAGCUGGAUUUAAAGUCAGUGGAGUAUAUUGUGUUUGAUGAAGCAGACAGACUUUUCGAAUUGGGUUUCUCUGAGCAGCUGAAUGAGAUUAUCGCUUCUCUGUCAUCUUCAAGACAAACUCUGCUGUUUUCUGCUACUUUGCCUAAAUCUUUGGUAGAGUUUGCCAAAGCUGGUUUGCACGAUCCAGUGUUGGUGAGAUUGGAUGCCGAAGCUAAGGUUUCUGACGACCUUGAAAUGGCAUUCUUUUCUACCAAGGAUGGUGAGAGAGAAGCUGUUCUUCUGUCGGUGUUGGAAACUAUUAUCAAAAUGCCAUCUGCUACUGAAGAACAAAAGAAGUACUUGGAGAACCAAAAUAAUAGAGCAUUAACUGACGAUGAGGACGACGAAAACAAUAAAAAAGACGACAAAAAGAGUAAAUACAAGAAAAAGUUCAAGCAUUCAGUCAAACGUGAUAGACUUCCUCCUGCACACGAGCUGCCUACUGCCGAGUCGACUAUUGUAUUUGUGCCCACUAAACAUCAUGUCGAAUACAUUAGCACUCUGUUGCAGUCACUUGGCUAUGCAGUGUCUUUUAUUUAUGGUACACUUGAUCAGUCUGCCAGAAAAGAACAACUUUAUAGAUUCCGAGCUGGUAAAACCAGUAUUCUCGUGGUCACCGACGUCGCUGCCAGAGGUAUUGAUAUUCCUGUGCUAGCCAACGUCAUUAACUACAGUCUUCCAUCGAGUCCUAAAGUGUUUGUACACAGAGUCGGACGUACUGCCCGUGCUGGACGUCGUGGUUGGGCCUAUUCCAUUAUCAAAGAGGCCGAGGUUCCAUAUCUACUUGACCUAGAAGUGUUUUUAGGAAGAAAGCUGCUGUUAUCACGAGAUGGCCAUGCUCACAAAAAGGUCAACUACAGUGAGAGACUUGUACUAGGAUCCAUGUCGCGAGAUGCAGUUGAAUUACAACAAGAAGAAGUUGAAGCCCAGCUGAGCAGAGACUAUGAUCUUGCUCAAUUGAAAUCAGUUGCUUCUCGUGGUGAACAGCUGUACUUGAAAUCCCGCGAGCCUGCCUCGCAAGAAAGUGUCAAACGUGGUAAAGAAAUCGUUUCCAGUGGCUGGGAUUUCCGUCAUUUACUACUAGGACCAUCACUUGAAACCGAACGACAAAAAUUCCUUGAUAAGCUGGCUAAUAGAAAAGUCAAGGAAACAGUGUUUGAGUUCAAGAAGACCAAGUUUGCCGAAGCAGCUGAACUCAUGGCCAGAAGAAGACAACAAAUCGCACCAAUUCAAAUGAGAGCUGCUGAAAAGAAACGCAUGCAAGAAAACGAGCGUGCUGCUGGUCUUAAUAAAGGAAUCGAUGUUGAACUUGGUCUUGAUGAGGACAGUGAUGACGAAGACAACGACAACGACAACGAAGACAAUGACGACAGUCACAAAACCAACGGUGCAACUAAUGGCAAAAGCAAAACCACAGCCGACCUGUCAACAGCAUCCGAACACGAUAUUCAAAACACAUUUGAAGACAGCAGCAAGAAAAGAAAGCGAGAGACGUUCCGUGAUCCUAAUUUCUACAUGUCGCAUUAUGCAUCCAUUGAAGCAGUUCAAGAACGAGGAUACUCAGUGGGUAACGGUAAAACAAGCGCAAAUUUUGCAGACGCAGCUCGUGGAGCUACAUUCGAUAUUUCUGGUGAAGGAGUCGAGUUCCAGCAGAAACACGGCAUGCGCUGGGACAAGAAGCGCGGCAAGUUCGUCAAUGCCGGCAGUGAAGGCGGUAAAAACGGGCAAUCCACGAAGUUCAUUCGAAGUGAGAGUGGGCAAAAGAUCCCUGCCUCGUUCCGAAGUGGACGAUUCGACAGCUGGAAGAGUGCACACAAGGUCGGUGGAUUACGAGUGGGAGCACUUGAAGCCAACCUCUCGAACCCCAACAGCGGUCCUAGAGGCGGAUCCGGCGACAAAAAGUUCCGUCACUCACAAGUACAAGCACCCAAAGCUGCCGACAAAGCUCGUGACGACUACCACGUCCGUAAAAAGCGGGUCAAAGAAGCUGUCGAAAAGGGACUUCACGUCAAAGGAGUCCGCGGCAAACCCAUCUCCAACGGACUCAACUCGGUCGACCAGGUCCGCAAACAGCGUGAACUGCAACAAAAACGUCGCGAAAAGAACGCCCGACCCAGCAAAAAGUCUAAACGACACUAA
Messenger RNA from Sugiyamaella lignohabitans, 2952 nucleotides. It is a transcript of the gene DBP10, whose product is annotated as Dbp10p. Gene Ontology annotation, cellular component: nucleus. The transcript has a single exon. Gene Ontology annotation, molecular function: RNA helicase activity; RNA binding; ATP binding. The coding region runs from base 1 to 2952 and encodes 983 amino acids. The record is from RefSeq and is a predicted model, not a curated record. Lineage: Eukaryota; Fungi; Ascomycota; Dipodascomycetes; Dipodascales; Trichomonascaceae.